Molecule: messenger RNA, 597 nt
Organism: Durusdinium trenchii
Lineage: Eukaryota; Dinophyceae; Suessiales; Symbiodiniaceae
Source: the annotation of a GenBank genome assembly
AUGCUUCAGGAUUCCAUCAGGAAGAUAUCCCUUGAGGAUGUUCCAGCAUUUAUGAAGUUGCAGGAUGAGUUUGUCCUUGAGCAUCAUGCACUGACGCAGAAGCUCUACGACAAGGCCACUCUGACGCAGAAGCGCACUACUCCCGUCUCCGACCCGGCUGACCCGCUCAAGCCCGGGUAUCGUUCCCGUGGCUUUGUGCUGACUGGAGUUGUCUGGGAAUACCUUGGACAUCAAGAGGAUGCACAUUUAGUCGCCUACAAGGUCAUGCAGAGACUCACAAAGUCUGAGUCCGUGAAGAGUGACAAAGCAAUCCUCUUUCGCUCAGAAGUGAUUGGAGAGGUUGUCGGCAUCCAAUACCCAGAUGGUUCCGGGCCAUUUGAUGUUACAAUCAGAGGAUGGAUCGAGUCUGAGCAGCUGCACAUGGUGGAUUCCAAAAGCUUAUCUACGUGGAAUGGUGAGCGAUUUACCGACCUCAUUGACUUCAACGAAGCUUUCACCAGUGGCCGGGCAGCCUUUCACAGGAAGCUAUCUCUCGUGAUGCGAGAUGUGGAGAUGACGAAGAUGCUGGCUAAAAAGGUGCACCCUUGUAAAAGAUGA